AUGAAAACACGGAGCCGCUUCGCCGUCGUGCUCCUCCUCGCCAUAGGCGUCUUUUCCGUCUACGUCUGGCCCUCCAGAACGCUACAUACCGUGCUGUCCUCCGACGUGCUAGCACUGUCCAUGUUUCUGGAUCACGGAUCCAUGGAGGCAAUCUGUGCUUCCUACUUUGACGCGUUGGCGGCCGAGGCGCCGUUGCCAGCAUCCUCGUCGACGCUCCUCCCCCUCACGUCCGUCACAAACCACGUGGAGCACCUUCGGAUCUUCAACAGGUGCUACAUCGAAAAGGGCUACCAGCUCACGCCAGCGGCCCGCCAGGCCGAACAACAGCUCCUUCCGUUCUUCUCCGAGCUUUCUGUGCUGGCCGACAGAAGGUCGUUUUUGAACGGCAUCAAGCAGAAGAUGGACGGCCGGGGUAUAGUGGUGAGCAUCAGCGAUGCCGAGGUGGGCCGGGCUCUGAACUUGCUACGAGUGCUCAAUCACCUCGGCAACGAGCUCCCGAUCCAGUUUGUGCAUUUGGACGAGCUCUCGGAGGUUUCUGUGAAACUCCUCCGCUACGCUGCCAUGCUGCCCAGAGCCUUGGGAAGAGACCAGCGUAUUUCCUUUGUGAACGUGGGCAGGCACCUCGCUUCGGGCUUUGACAAGCACUUCAAGGGAUACAACAGAAAGUGGUUUGCGGCGAUUUUCACCUCCUUCAAGGAGAUGAUCCUCAUGGACGCCGAUUCCGUGCCCUAUGUGCCGCCUAGUUCCUUCUUUGACCUCGAGGGCUACCAGGAAACCGGUGCUUAUUUCUUCAGGGACAGGGAGCUCAAUGUGCUACUCAAGAAGUGGAAAAUCGACUUCUACAAGGGCCUUCUUCCGAACAAAAGGACGCCGUUCGGGUUUGAGGUCGACUCGGCGCAGCUCCACAACAACUUUUUCCUUUUCAACUCCAAACACGUUGCCGAGAGCGGCGUUGUGGUGAUGGACAGAGAAACCCAUCUUCUGGGACUCGUCAUCCCGGUCGCCUUGCUGUACUUCAGAAAAAGCUCCAAAAUCUUGUACGGAGACAAGGACUUGUUCUGGUUCGGCCAGUUGAUCAGCGGAAACUCGAACUUUACCUUCCACUACAACACCGCCGGCGCCAUGGGCCAAAUAGAACCUACAGGUGAGGUUUGCCUGGCCCAAAUUGCCCAUUACGGUAACAAUACGCUUCUUUGGACCAACGGUGGUCUCACAAGGUGCAAGAAGAGGACCUGGGUCAAGGACUACUUGUGGUACUCGACCUUCAGGGAACAGUACGGGUCAAUUGCAGAGCUCCGUGAGAGCUACAACAAGCCUGUCGAGGUUUCCGAAAUAAUCAUUCCUGCUGUUUUGAGCGACAAGAACGAGCCUGGAACAGGAAAAAGACCGAUUUCCAACUUCAACAAGAGGGAAAGCCGAGGCUGUGCCGCUACAUACUAUUGUGCCAACGCCAUGGACGGCGGCAGGCUCAUCAUUCUAGAUUCGGAGGCCAAGGCCCAUAUCAACACCGUCAUCGACGUGUGGAACGAGCAUCAUCUCUACGGUAACUUAUAG
Candidozyma duobushaemuli is the source of this 1554-nucleotide messenger RNA. RefSeq names its product alpha-mannosyltransferase. Gene Ontology annotation, biological process: protein O-linked glycosylation. Bases 1 to 1554 code for a protein of 517 amino acids. The transcript has a single exon. Gene Ontology annotation, cellular component: Golgi apparatus. Lineage: Eukaryota; Fungi; Ascomycota; Pichiomycetes; Serinales; Metschnikowiaceae. Gene Ontology annotation, molecular function: alpha-1,3-mannosyltransferase activity. The record is from RefSeq and is a predicted model, not a curated record.